Molecule: messenger RNA, 939 nt
Organism: Aaosphaeria arxii CBS 175.79
Lineage: Eukaryota; Fungi; Ascomycota; Dothideomycetes; Pleosporales
Product: class II aldolase/adducin domain protein
Exons: 3
Coding region: 1-939 (312 amino acids)
Cellular component (GO): cytoskeleton
Molecular function (GO): actin filament binding
Source: RefSeq, a predicted model, not a curated record
AUGCCAGCACCCCUAUACAUAGCCUCUGCGGAGCCUGUCGUUUCCUUCGACUCUUCAACCAUCUUGUUGGCUUCGUCUACUCCUGAAACAACCACACCGCCAUACGCGUCAGGUAGCCCAUCGCUUGCCUAUGUCGACGAAGAAGCCGAAAACCCGCCUAAGUUCUCCACCGUUCACGAAGAGCGUCGUUAUCUAAAACAUCGCCUCGCGAUUGCCUUUCGAGUAUUCGCUCAAUUCGGGCUAGGUGAGGGAGUAGCAGGCCAUAUUACAGUGAGGGAUCCUGUAGAACCAGACAGUUUCUGGGUCAACCCCUUUGGGACUCACUUCGGUCUUAUACUCGAUGAAGAUUUGAUCCGAGUCGACCACAACGGUGUGGUUGUAGAGGGCGGAAGCAACAAGCGAUUGAAUUAUGCUGCAUAUGCGAUUCACGCAGAAAUUCACAAAGCGCGUCCCGAUGUUCUUUGUGCAGCCCAUUCACACAGUUUAUACGGUCGUGCCAUGAGUGCCACGGGUCGAACAUUGGAUAUGCUCACGCAAGACUUUUGCGUCUUUUACAACGAUCACGUUCUGUAUUCUAACUUUGCAGGGCUUGUUCUGAAUACGGACGAAGGAAAAGCCAUCGCGCGAUGUCUCGGCAAUAAAAAGGCUGCACUUUUAGGGAAUCAUGGCAUUCUAACAGCUGGGCCAACCAUUGAAGCAACGGUUGCUUGGUUUGUGCUUUUCGAACGUUGUUGCCAGAUACAGCUCAUUGCUGAUGCAGCGGCCGGUGGGCGGGGAGUGCCACUGGUAUCGAUUGGACAUGGAGAAGCUCAAGCGACAUGGGAGGCAGUCGGCACGACUGGGAACGGAUACUUUCAGGCUCUACCUCUGUUUCAGGUAGCAGAACGCGAGUUUAACGAGCGGACGCUGCUUGGGAGGGGAGUUGUAGCUUCAUCGUGA